Molecule: messenger RNA, 2127 nt
Organism: Durotheca rogersii
Lineage: Eukaryota; Fungi; Ascomycota; Sordariomycetes; Xylariales; Xylariaceae
Product: cytochrome P450
Exons: 3
Coding region: 196-1782 (528 amino acids)
Biological process (GO): ergosterol biosynthetic process
Molecular function (GO): heme binding; oxidoreductase activity, acting on paired donors, with incorporation or reduction of molecular oxygen; iron ion binding
Source: RefSeq, a predicted model, not a curated record
GGCCAAUCUCCUCCUGUCUUUUACCAAGGGAGAACGCGAAGUCUACUCAUACACACUUGGCCAGCUAAGCUGUCAUUUUCAUAUUUAUUCCGUCCUCCCCCAGAUUUCUUCUCCCCUUUCCUCAUCCAAGCGUCCCGAGCCCAGUCGACGACACCACCAACGCCCACAUUCGUCGCCCGAGUGUUUUCUGCUGCCAUGGGGCUCCUCGAGGACGUCCAGGGACUCGUGUCCCACUAUCUCUCCCAACUCUCUCCCGCCUCCCAAGUCGGCGUCGUCGUCGUCGGCCUCCUCUUCUCCGCCGUCUUCUUCAAUGUCCUCCAGCAAAUCCUCUUCAGGAAAUCCAACGAACCCCCCCUCGUCUUCCACUGGUUUCCCCUGGUAGGGAGCACCAUCACCUAUGGCAUGGAUCCUCCCCGCUUCUUCCGUGAGAUGCGAGCUAAGUAUGGUGAUAUCUUCACCUUCGUCCUCCUUGGGAAGAAGACGACCGUCUAUCUCGGCACCGCUGGCAACGACUUCAUCCUCAACGGAAAGAUCAAGGACGUUUGUGCCGAGGACAUCUACACCGUCCUAACCACCCCUGUCUUCGGCAAGGAUGUCGUCUACGACUGCCCCAACGCGAAGCUCAUGGAGCAGAAGAAGUUCAUGAAAGUCGCCCUGACUACGGCCGCCUUCCAAUCGUAUGUGCCGAUUAUCGUCGACGAGGUCCUCGGCUACUUGAAGCGAUGCCCCGAUUUCAAGGGCAAGUCGGGCGUGACCAACAUCCCCAAGAACAUGGCCGAGAUCACCAUUUUCACUGCCUCGCACUGUCUCCAGGGCAGCGAAGUCCGGAGCAAGUUUGACGAGUCGCUGGCUAGUUUAUAUCACGAUCUGGACAUGGGCUUUACUCCCAUCAACUUCAUGCUACAUUGGGCCCCUCUACCUUGGAACACGCGACGAGACACGGCGCAAAGGACUAUCGCCAAGAUCUAUAUGGAUACUAUCAAGGAACGCCGAGCAUCUGGCAAGACCGACGCACAGGAUAUGAUGUGGCAUCUGAUGAAUUCGACCUACAAGAACGGCACCCAGGUCCCCGAUCACGAGAUCGCGCACAUGUUAAUCGCCCUGCUCAUGGCUGGCCAGCACUCUUCGUCUUCGACCAGCUCUUGGAUGAUGCUGCGUCUGGCUUCGCGCCCGGACAUCAUGGAGGCCCUGUAUCGCGAACAAGUCGAGGCUCUCGGUGCCGACCUACCCCCGCUAAAGUAUGAGGAUCUCGCGAAGCUCCCUCUGAACCAAGCCAUCAUCAAGGAGACGCUGCGGCUCCACGCGCCCAUCCACUCCAUCAUGCGAGCUGUCAAGUCCCACCUCCCCAUCCCCGGCACGAAAUAUGUGAUCCCGCCCAGCCACACUCUACUAGCCGCUGCCGGUGUUAGCGCGACGGACGGCACCUACUUCCCCGAGCCUGACUUGUGGGAGCCGACCCGGUGGGAUAAAGAAUCGCCGCUUGCGCCGUCCGUGGUACGUAAUGAAGUGAACGACGACGACGACGAGAAGAUCGACUACGGAUAUGGCCUGGUUAGCAAGGGCGGUCGCUCUCCUUACCUCCCGUUCGGUGCUGGACGACAUCGUUGCAUCGGCGAGCAGUUUGCCAACGUGCAGCUGCAGACGAUUAACGCCAUGAUUGUACGCCUGUUCAAGUUCAGAAACGUCGACGGCAGCAACGACGUCAUCGGAACCGACUACGCGUCUCUAUUCUCGCGGCCGAUUGAGCCGGCCAAGAUCUUCUGGGAGAAGAGGACCGGGUAGAGGGGGGCUCUCACGAUGGGAUAGAAGUGAGGUGCAUUAUAUAUUCCAACCUGGAGUUCUGUAUACAUACAGCAUGCCAUCUAGCUAAUGAUCACGCACGCCCACGGGUAUGAGAGGCCGGAGAAAGAGGAAGGUCUCGACUGGGCACGAUACGAGAAACAAGAUACUAGAAUAGUAAUCCUAAUAAUCAGAAAGAAGCGCUCAACCCGUUUCCCUUGCCUGUGAAGUUUUGGAUGGCUGAGAAUCAUGCUACGAAGCAUACAAAUCCGCAUCAGUCCAAGGGGGGGUAGGGUUUUCUCUCUCCUUGUUUCCAAUCAGAAACACGACGAUCAUCCGGACAAGUCG